AUGGCUAGUUCUCGAAAAUCAUUAAGACUACUCAACAUCAUUCGUCAGUGUCAGAAUAUAAGAUUAGAGUAUUUGAUUAAUUUAGAGGUAAUCAAUGAUAACACGGAAGGAUAUCGAUUCAUCAAAUACAUCAUGAUGAACGCAGCACACGAUGAGGAAGACGCAGCGAAUAAAGCUAAAUUAGAAGACGCUAUAACCGAAGCCCGGGGCGUGUGGGGUGAGGAGCAGUCGGAAGCAAUAAAUCAGGUGCUAACGUCGGCUCCGCACGCCAUCACUCAUGUGGCUGGCGUGAGCUUCAUGCAACGGCGUAUGGAGGCCAACUGA
This is a messenger RNA of Leptosia nina, 324 nucleotides long. The record is from the annotation of a GenBank genome assembly. NCBI's taxonomy places the organism in Eukaryota, Metazoa, Arthropoda, Insecta, Lepidoptera, Pieridae.